Molecule: messenger RNA, 1693 nt
Organism: Macrosteles quadrilineatus (aster leafhopper)
Lineage: Eukaryota; Metazoa; Arthropoda; Insecta; Hemiptera; Cicadellidae
Product: sialin-like
Exons: 1
Coding region: 101-1609 (502 amino acids)
Biological process (GO): transmembrane transport; monoatomic anion transport
Molecular function (GO): transmembrane transporter activity
Source: RefSeq, a predicted model, not a curated record
UUACAGAAUAGACCAGUCCAUUACUACAAACAUGUUCAUCAGAUUUAUUUCGUGAUUGAGAAUGACUCCAUGUAACCACUCUAGGUCUCCACUUUCUUAGAUGCCUAUCUGGCUCAGAUCAUCUUUAUCUCUAGUACCGCAGCGCUGGGUCGUGUGUGCCCUUUGUAGUUUGGCCUUUGCGAUCAUCAGCUACAAAAACACUUGUUACAACGCCAUAUCCAACGUCGUGGAUUCCUUCACACAAGAGAGCCUACCCCCGCCGGAGGAAUACACCUGUCCGUUUAAGUAUCUCGACAAUCACAGUUGGAAGCGGACGUUGCCGUUCUACCUGCCAGACAUUUACUGGAACCCUUGGGUACUCGUGGUGGCACACUCCGCCUUCCAGACCGGCAAGCUGUUGUUUAUGGUCCCUGCUGGGGUGUUGUCCGACAUAGGGUACUCCAAGUACGUGCUAGGCGGAGGAAUGACAUUAUUGACGUUCAAAUAUCUGCUUCACCCCACCAUGGUCAACUACGGAAUCACCAUCUUCGCCGUCGUGAACUUCCUAGAAGGAGUAGGAGAAGCGACGAUCUACCCGAGUACCAUCAGCCUCAUCAGUUGCUGGACCUCGCCCUACGAACGGAACGUCUUCGUCGCUGUCGUGGUAGCUGGCACGUACUACGGCAAGGCUCUGGGACACGCGUUCUUCCACUUAAUCUACGUAGGCAGCAGCUCGUGGAGUGUCGGCGAAUACGCUACAGGUGUGGUCGGGCUUGUUUGGCUAGUGUUGUGUGCUAUAUUUAUACACAGGUCUCCCAAAGACAGUCCUUUCAUAUCUCGCCACGAGAUACGUAGACUUACCAUCACUCAGAAAAGCUCUAUAGUGUCAAGACUUCACAAACUUCACGGAAUCCCUUGGCGCAAGAUUGUAACCUCCCCACCUUUUCUCAGUCUCGUUUUAGCGUUUUCUUCCGUAGAUUGGGCAACUACUUUGAAUGUAAUGGCAAACUUCGGGGAUUACCAAAUGGUUGUAUUGAAUCUUCCCGAAAGUUUCAGCAAAGGCUCUACCGUGACGAUGGUCGCUAUCCUCCCCUCUCUGUUGAUGAGUGGGUUUCUCACUGACUACAUCAUCAAACAUGAUUUGAUGUCGAAGACAGUGGUUAAGCGAACGUUUACUUUCGUGGGUGUGUUUGUCUCCUCACUACUGCUGGUGGCGGCGUGCUGCUUGGCUGGUUGUGAUGUCAUGAUGUUCUGGUUGUUGUCUAUAGCUGGUGUCUACGUGAUUGGUCUUGCAGUCCCUGUCGUGUAUUCCGCCGCCAUUGACCUCAGUCCGCGACAUGCCGGGCUCCUCAUGGGUAUGAUGUACAGCGUCAGAACGAUCUUCUCUCUCUUCAACUACAGAAUCGACCAAAUACUUAUAGAUGAUGAGUUCGACGUCGUCCAGUGGCGGGUCCGGUCCGUGGUGGUGGCGAUAUUCACUGUCGCGUUGAUAUUCCCGUUCCUAUUUUUCGGAUCCUCGGAGAUGCAAAUAUGGACAAGACAAAGCCAUGUGGCGCUUCAAUUGAAUCCGGUGGAAAUGGAUAGUGUAACCAACGAACCGACAGACCAACAAGCUACCACUAGUAAUUAAUAAACCACCUUACUUUACACCUUGAAAUGUUAAAGAAAUGUUGGAAAAUACAUGAGAAAUGAUGACACUAUUCUUAGGUUAAAA